AUGGCAUCUGUAUUCCAAAAUCAAGAUUUGAGGAAAAUUCAAGGACAACUGGUAGACAUGCUAGGUUUGAAAUUUGAAGAGGAGAGUAAAUGGGGAAGAGCAACUCGAUUAAAUGAGAUGAUCAAGAAAGAGAAGAAGAUCCUAAUAAUUUUGGAUGAUAUUUGGGCACAACUUGAUUUGGAGGAAGUGGGAAUUCCUUUUGGAGAUGACCAUAAGGGGUGUAAAAUUGUGUUGACUUCUAGAAAUAAACAUGUAUUGUCCAAUGGGAUGGGUACCCAGAAGGAUAUACCUGUUUUACAUUUACCGGAAAAAGAAGCAUUAGUUUUAUUUAAGAAGACAGUGGGUGAUUCCAUUGACAAGCAGGACUUGCAAGCUAUAGUAAUCAAUGUGGCAAAGGAAUGUGCAGCUCUACGAUUGUUUCAAGGAACUGAUACAUUGGAAGACACAAGAAACAGAGUUGAGACAUUGGUUGAGAACCUCAAAGCCUCAAAUUUGUUACUAGAAAUCGGUGACAAUGCGUUUGUGAGAAUGCAUGAUGUUGUUCAUGAUGUUGCCUUAGCAAUUGCAUCCAAGGAUCAUGUGUUUUCAUUGAGAGAAGGUGUUGGAUUGGAAGAAUGGCCAAAGCUGGAUGAACUCCAAAGUUGCAGCAAGAUCUCUUUGCCCUACAAUGAUAUCCACAAACUUCCUGAAGGAUUGGUAUGUCCAGAACUUGAACCUUUUGUGUUAUAUCACAUCAGUGAUCCCAUUUCUGAAAAUCCCAAAUACAAUUUUUUAAGGGAUGAAAAAGCUUAA
Vitis riparia (riverbank grape) is the source of this 792-nucleotide messenger RNA. Its product is annotated as probable disease resistance protein At4g14610. Bases 1 to 792 code for a protein of 263 amino acids. NCBI's taxonomy places the organism in Eukaryota, Viridiplantae, Streptophyta, Magnoliopsida, Vitales, Vitaceae. Gene Ontology annotation, molecular function: ADP binding. The transcript is spliced from 2 exons. The record is from RefSeq and is a predicted model, not a curated record.